AUUCAAUUAUAUCAAAAUAUUAGUUUUGUGAUUUGCUGAAGAUGCCGGACUAUUUGUGGAAACAACUGGGAAUAUCAUUAUGCGUGUACGUAGGCCAGAUUCUAGUCGGGUACUGUAUGGGCUGGACUGCCCCCGUCAUCGUGAAGCUGCAGAACCCCGAUGAGACACCCUUAUCGGGGCCCAUCUCUGAUGCACAAGCCUCGUGGGUGGCGUCUGUGAUCUACAUUGGUACUAUUACUGGGCCUUACGUCUCCGGGUACUUAUCAAACAAGAGAGGUCGGAAGCUGGCUCUCUUCUUAGGAGGGUUUGUGACCCUGAUAUCCUUCAUCGUCCUGGCCACAGCCGUCAAUAUGUCCAUGCUGCUCGCUGGGAGGAUCUUCGUCGGCUUCGGAACGGGGAUCAUGUUCGUCACCAACUUUGUGUAUUUGGGGGAAAUUGCAUCCACAAACAUCAGAGGCUUACUGCUAACGGGAACAGCGAUCUUCACCACUUUUGGCACUCUCCUGGUCUAUUCCACUGGUCCAUACAUUUCUUUCGCUGCCACCUCUUACAUAGGUGUCGCUCUAACUGUGCUAUACAUAGUCGGAAUUUGUUUAAUUCCUGAAACACCAAAUUUCUACGUUAUGAAAGGACAAGAAAAACAAGCACAAGACACCCUCAUAUUCCUAGGCAGAGACAACGAAGUUAGCAACGUGCUGUCAACUAAAAAAGAAGAGGAAUCUUUCGCCAAUGAACUGAAAGAGUUAUUAACCAUCAAAGGAAACCGUAAAGCCCUCUCCAUAACUCUAACCCUGAACAUAUUACAGCAAAUGAGUGGAGUGGUGGUUGUAAUCCUUUUUGCGACGAGAAUCUUUGAGUUGGCAGGGUCGACGAUACAGCCGAAUCUAGCCACUAUUAUCAUUGGAGUAACGCAGUUAGUUUCUAGUAUAAUCUGCUCCGGUUUUGUUGAAAGAGUCGGCAGGAAGGUGCUGCUGCUAUGGUCUACUGCAGCAUGUUUCUUGACUCUGUCAGUUUUAGGGACAUACUUCUAUCUGGACCACCUUCAGAUUGACGUCGAAGUCAUAGGAUGGUUGCCGCUCGUCUGUCUGGUCAUUUACUUCCUAGCCUUUGAACUGGGUUUCGGCAUCAUCCCCGGCACGUUCACCGGCGAAAUGUUCCGCAGUAACGUCCGCAGCACCGGUUCGGCCAUCACCAUUACCGUCGCCUGGCUGUUCGGCUUCGGCCUUUCGUCCGCGUUCGGCUACAUGAUCGAGGCGAUUGGCGGCCAUUUUACCUUCUGGAUCUUUGGUGCGGCGUGUCUGAUCGCGUUUGUGUAUACGAUAUUCUUUGUGCCCGAAACCAGGGGCAAGACUUUGGUGGAAAUACAGGAGAUGCUGAACUGAUGAUCUUUUGGUUAGGAUAUACUAUCCGUUCGCGAUAAGUUUGCCGCUGGCGAUAUGACGUCACUCGAAGGAAAGCGUCUAUAACUAGGUAUAGCAAACUUUAAUGAAUUGAAAAAAUUGUGUAUUUGCGUAAAAUAAGACACAUUAAUUGCAUUUAAUCACUAACUAAUUGCGUUUAAUCGCGGUUGGGGGAGGGGACGCGCAUUCCACAGACCGGCAAACUUAGCGCGAACGGGUAGUAAAGCAGUUUUGUGAAUUAUUUAUUUGUCUAACAUUGACUUUAUGUAUUAUAACACUUUUGAUAAUAUUUUUAAUACUUUAUCUAUAUCUAUGGAAGCAAAAGGUAAUUGACUCAUUCACUUAUCACGAAAUCUCGGAAACUACAAGUCUCAAAUUUUGUAUGGCGUUCCUUUUAGAACGUAGGUGCUCACUAAGACGGGAUUGUACGAAACUCCACCCCUAAGGGGGUAAAACGAGAUCCACGCGUACGAAGUCGCAGGCGGCCACUAGUAUUUAAUAAAAGUUAAUGCUUGUUACAAACUGGUCAUCAGAAAGGCUUCCUUUAUUAUUUAAGUUUAGAAGUGAGAUUGAUUGUUCCUGACUUAUUUAAUUUUUUAUUUAUGUAUUUAUUUGAUUUUAUUGGCAGUUGCCACUUUACUCUUGUGAAAUAAAGUCAUAAAUAAUAUCA
Messenger RNA from Ostrinia furnacalis (Asian corn borer), 2070 nucleotides. Its product is annotated as facilitated trehalose transporter Tret1-like. NCBI's taxonomy places the organism in Eukaryota, Metazoa, Arthropoda, Insecta, Lepidoptera, Crambidae. Gene Ontology annotation, molecular function: transmembrane transporter activity. Gene Ontology annotation, cellular component: membrane. The record is from RefSeq and is a predicted model, not a curated record. The transcript is spliced from 7 exons. The coding region runs from base 42 to 1382 and encodes 446 amino acids. Gene Ontology annotation, biological process: transmembrane transport.